Sinocyclocheilus rhinocerous is the source of this 991-nucleotide messenger RNA. Its product is annotated as UPF0598 protein C8orf82 homolog. The record is from RefSeq and is a predicted model, not a curated record. The transcript has 3 exons. Bases 234 to 884 code for a protein of 216 amino acids. NCBI's taxonomy places the organism in Eukaryota, Metazoa, Chordata, Actinopteri, Cypriniformes, Cyprinidae.
GUGACUUCCUUUCUAACAAAAUAUACAUUUUACAGUGUUUAACAGAGCUCAAAAUCGAAAUACACCAAUAAAACCCUAACAAUGACAUGUUUUACUCUGUGUACGCUGUAGAAUCACGGCGGUUUUGAUCUCAGUAAAGCGGAACUGAUGCGCCUGGCGUUUGGUUUCCUCCGGAUCGCUACAAAAUAUAAACAUUGCUGGAUCCGAGCAGGUUUGCAGUAAAUGAAGCCGCUAUGAGGUUUGCUAACAGGCUGUUCAGCAGUGAAUGGAGGAGGUUUUUGAGCAGGGAUGUGUCCUCAUACACACAAGGACAGAGUCCAGAGGCGAGGAUCAGAGAGUAUUUCUACUAUAUCGACCAUCAAGGACAGCUGUUUCUGGAUGACACCAAGGUGAAGAACUUUGUCACCUGUUUCAAAGACCAGCACUUCUUAGUGUUCUUCUUCAACCGUCUGAAGGUCAACCAGAGCGGCCGAUAUGACCAGGACUUCCCCUUCCUCUCGCUCUGCGGACGCGAGCGCAAUUUCCUGCGCUGUGAAGACCGGCCCGUUGUGUUCACGCACCUGUUAUUGGAGGCGGGGCAUGAGGAGUGUCUGUCAUACUGUGGAGGCGGAGCCAAACUCACCGUUCCGUUCCGCCCAGAAUCUCUCUUCAUGCACCCGGUCAGCGGUAGAGUGUACCAUCCCGGACCUGAGCGGGGGGGAGGCGUGGGGUUGGUGCGGUCAGCGCUGGCCAUUGAGCUGAGCACUCACUUUGAGUACGCCACGGGUCAGGAGAGCACGGGACAGCCCACUCAUUUCAUAUGGGCGGGGCAUCCACGCACUCUAACCAAUGAGCUGGCCAAACAAUUUCCUGUUCAAACAGAUGAAUGUGUGAAGCUGCAAUGAUUCACUCAACCUACUAAUGCAUUGUGAUUAUUAAAAUCCUGCUGAAAUUAAUGUAUAUUUAUGUAUAAUGUAUAUUCUAAACAUACUGCUGAAAUAAAUGUGUAUAU